AUGACUAAUGCCAAUCUGGUUAUGCUUUCUGUUAUUCCUGAUAUAUUUUUCAAUACAACUUUACUUCAUUGUAUUUGGCAUUUAGAACAAAACUUAAUAAAAAAUCUGAAAGAAAAAUUAGACAACAAAUUUGAUAGCUUUAUGAAAGCUUUUUAUCAAUGCUGUAAUUCUCUUUCAAUUCCAAUAUUUGAACAUUAUUGGGCAGAAUUAAUUCAAAACUACUUUGAUGCAAGUGAUUAUCUUAUAGAAAAUCUGAACUCUUAUAA
Cetraspora pellucida is the source of this 266-nucleotide messenger RNA. The record is from the annotation of a GenBank genome assembly. NCBI's taxonomy places the organism in Eukaryota, Fungi, Glomeromycota, Glomeromycetes, Diversisporales, Gigasporaceae.